Messenger RNA from Penicillium malachiteum, 1152 nucleotides. Its product is annotated as BTB/POZ domain-containing protein. The transcript has a single exon. Gene Ontology annotation, molecular function: protein binding. The coding region runs from base 1 to 1152 and encodes 383 amino acids. Lineage: Eukaryota; Fungi; Ascomycota; Eurotiomycetes; Eurotiales; Aspergillaceae. The record is from RefSeq and is a predicted model, not a curated record.
AUGGAGAACUACUUCAGAGCCUCCGGUCCAGGAACUGUGACCAUCGAGAUUGGAUCUCCCGAGAAUCAGUUCAAUGUUCCUGUGGCCCUUCUUAUGGAAAAGUCUCAAUUUUUCCGAGGCAUGUUCGGGAGCAAUUUCCCUGAAGCUGAAAGUGGCACUGCCAAGUUGGAACUUAUUCCAGGCGUCGUCACUCCAACCAACUUUGUCAUGUUCUUGCGCUGGAUCUUCACCGAACGAAUUGAAUAUGAUGGCCAGCCUGAUGGAUCCGACAUCCCCAUCACUGAGCGCAUGACAAUUCUGAUUUCCCUGGCCCGUUUUGCGGACAUGAUCACUUGUCCUCAAUUCAGUCGCGUGAUUGCCAAUAAUGUUCGCGUCAUUUUGAGAAACCAUGCUGUCCCGUGCAUUGCCCGAGCCGCCGCGUCGGUAGGCCUGGAGAAUAAUCAGACCUCCAAUGAAUCUAACGGCAAUGAUGACACUGAGACCCAAGAUACUGAUGACAACACCGAUGAUGCUCACGAUAGCGAUGACGCUCACGAUAACGAUGACGCUCACGAUAACGAUGCUGCUCACGAUAGCAAUGCUGCUCACGAUAACAAUGCUGCUCACGAUAACGAUGCUGCUCAUGAUAACGAUGCUGCUCACGAUGGCGAUGAUGUCCACCAGGCCGGCGACGACGGCAAUGCCUCUGUUAGCCGUGAUAUGAACGACGACCAUGCCUUGGAUGACCUCGAUCCUGGUUAUGUCGCUCGAUUUAACACCUUUCAAGAAGAGAUCAACACAAAGCAUUUGAUCUCGGCGCACGUUGUCCAAGCCAUGUGGCUCCCCAGCAGUGACCCUAUUCGGCGUCUGAUUAUCGACGCGUGCCUGAAGGGGUAUCUCACCCACCGUCCCUUCCGCUUCGAGUACAUGAUCGAAUGGCACGCUGGAUUUGCCAAGGACAUAUCCGCGAGAGUGUCCGAGGUCGUGGACGAGACAAUGUGCUACUAUGAUGGCGCGGUGUGGUUCACCGACCCAAUCACCGAACGGCGCUGCCUAUGUACCCGGCACGGGGCAGCCGGUGGGGUCGCGCCCAGCCCUUUGAUAGGCACCAGCCCCGGGCCACAUUCAGCCUCAGGUGAAGGGGCAAGUUCAUUUUUUUCUGGACCCUCAUGA